CAACAUCUACGGUGCGGCUUAUAUUCCAACCCCUAUACGUAUGUUGUUUUUUUGAACUGAUUUGUUUUAAAAUGAGCAUACCGGGUAGCGGAGUCGAUAUGUCUGCUCUCAUGUCACAGCAUCCCGUAUUAGGUGCAAUUCCUCCAGCUUUUUUUCUUAGAGCCUCAGAAAGAUAUCAAAGGACGCCAAAAUGUGCACGAUGUCGAAACCACGGUGUUGUAUCAGCUUUAAAAGGACACAAGAGAUAUUGUAGAUGGCGAGACUGUAAUUGCGCCAAAUGUACUCUUAUUGCUGAACGUCAAAGGGUGAUGGCGGCUCAAGUUGCUUUGAGAAGACAACAAGCUCAAGAAGAAAACGAGGCUAGGGAAUUGGGAAUAUUGUUUCCUUCGCCGCUUCAACAAGGUGUUGGAGAAAGUGCCGUGCAUCCACCCCCUGUUACCAAUCCAUCUGAACUUGCUAUUCCUCCAGUGUUGCAAAGAAGUACAUUCACCACAACAUCCGAAUCCUCGGAAACUUCCAGUCCAACUUCUAAGAGGCCAAGAAUCAAUGUAGAAGAUUGUCAUUUAGAAGAAUCUGAUUCGGACCAAGAAGAAAUAAAAAGAAGUCAACAGUCUUCUCCGUCAAACCCUCCAACUGCUCCUUUGAUUACAUCUCCUUCGCCUGAUCCCGUAACAAGUCCGGAUCCAGAUUUGGAUGUUGAAGAAGAUACUCAAACUGAAGCACCUGAAAAUUUGUCUGUAAAAAGAGAGAAGCCUCCAAGCCCGGAAACUCCUCCACACCAACAAGCAUCGAAUUUCAUGCCAUACCAGCAUCCUUUUGGACAGUUUCCCCCUCAGUAUCAGUCGCCGUAUUCUCAAAGAAGUCCAAUAGAUGUCCUCAUGAGAGUAUUUCCAGGACGAAGAAGAUCAGACGUAGAGGCUAUUUUACAAAGAUGUAAAGGAGACGUGCUGCAAGCAAUGGAGCUGAUGGUGAGUGGUUCCCACGAAGAUCUAUCAACACCAUCAGCUUUCUCUCCUCUUGGUCCUCCAACAAACUUCCACCGAUAUAGUCCUUCUAGGAGAUUUUUAUCAGCCCCAUAUGCUGGUACGGGAUACCUACCAACAGUGAUUCGACCUCCAACAGACUAUCUAUCAUUAAUAGGUCCCGUUCCGGAUUUGUACAAGAAUGAAAGUACCACCGCUUCUUCUCCGGGCUCCAAUACGGGUUCGGAUAAGACAAGUUAUUCGGAAUAGUCCACAUUGUUCAAUGGUAGGUGUUUCAAACAUAAAUAAAGGAGGAUAGUAAGAUAUUUUUUUGUACAUUUUUUGACCAAUUUAUGUAUAUAUAUAUAGUUGUUGUUUUUUUAGAUAGAGUAUUUUCAAUAAAUAGGUGUUAUAUAUGCGACGUUUAUAAGAAGAAUGAUCUUGUAUAUUUUUUUCUAGUACAAUAGUAGUUUUCUUCCUGAAAAUUAGCUGACUUGGCUCUAUUAAUCUUUUUUUGAUAUAAUAUAAUUUAAGCAAGCCUGAAUAUUAAAUAAAAAACAUGACAACAAAUAAUUGUUUAGAAUUGUACUAUCGGUCGGUUCUACAUAAAUUUAAUUAUUUUUUUUCAGAUUAAUGAAUAUUUAUAAAUAUAGGAUAUGAUUUUCGGACAUCUUCUUUGGUAAAGAAUUUUCAUCAUACUUCGGUUGUUUUACGAUAACGUGCAUAAAUCAGCGUUAACUAAGGGUUCUUUGGCAAAUAAAUGUUUUUCUAUAAUAAUAGUUCGAUUUAUCAAUGGCUCCACAUUCUUUUGCAGAUAAGAGAUAGAGCUAAACCCAAAAUCUACAUUUCGGCAAAUUAUAUGAGAUUCUAAUGCAAUCCCAGCCGUCUCAAAAAGGCUUUGAUCUUCCAUGAUGCAGAUUAUCUACCCUCCAUAUUACAGUAAUUAGUGACAAAUGGCACACAUUUUUUUCAAACAUAUAAAAAAUUCGAAUAAUUGUGAUAAUUGCCCGUUUUAGAAACCUUCUUCUACAUCAAAAAUACUCAAACAUUUAGUUUUCCACAAUAUUCUUAUGACUAUAACUAUUUCAAGCCGAAGUAGUCCAUGAAGGUAAGAAUAAUUAAUGUUAUGAUUGUUCAAGCAAAAUGACUUUGCAACGGAGCAUUGAGGAUAACGCUUAGGUUUUCCCUUUCCAAGUUUUUCUCACAAAAUGCCAUAAUUUUCUCCACCUAGCAACAUUUUGAGAAUGUUAGAUGAUUUCCUUGAUAUAGAAGUUAUAUAACGAUGAAAUUCGAUAUAUCAACAUAGUAUGAUAAUGACUUUUAUUAUACAGAGUGAAACAAAAUUAUGGGCACGUUUAGUUAUCUCAAAUACAAGGAAAUUUUAGAUUGUAUAGAUUCCAAAUCUAGCAUGGUAAUAUUUCAACACUUUAUAUAUAAUUUCAUGUUGUUAAGAGGGAUUAAAUUUCAAAUUAUACUCAAUUAUUAAUGCUAAUUGUUAAAAUAGUAGACAGAGAAAAAGGUGCGAUUAUUUAAUAUUCAGUUUGGAUAUUAUUAUUUCAAUAGUCUUUUGAUCCACUACGUAUCAACUUAAUUAAUGAUAAUGACUUUAAACAAACUUAAACUAUUCUCAAAUUAAAAUGGAGCCACUUGAAAAAUUCUUAUUAAUAAAUUCUAGACAGGAGUUGAAAAGAGUCCACCCCUGUGUUUUAACCGCGGUAUUAAUAAAUCCACACAGUGGCAAAUGAGGGUAAAAUUACCACAGUUUAAUUCAUACAAUUGAAUCGAGCACACGCCACUGUGUUUACAAUAUAAUUUAUACGAUCUGGUAGCUACAGGCUAACAAUAGAGACCUAAUAACUGGCUUCAUGUAUUCAAUUCAAUACACACAGACAGGGUCGCCCUUUUCCGAUGAAAAGCUAGGGAUGAGACUUGAUUCAUAUGUAUUUUAUAAUUAAAUUUUGAUUUGAUUGUUCGACCGUGAACUCCUCCUAAACUCCCGUCGAUUUUAAUUGUUCCCGUAUAUAGAACUCUAUCGAACGAGAAUUAAAUUCCAACAAUAUUUCGAUUUUGUCAAAUUUUAGAUAGUCUUUUGUUCUUCAAACUAUUAUUAUCUCCAAAAAAUUUUACGCUUUUCUUAUACGAAAACACGACGAAACUGAUGAACCAAUUUUCUGUUUUUUCACUUACAUCAUUCUUUAUAAACCGUAUAACAGAGAGAGCUAACGUUUCCACUUUCCACGAAAUUAUACAAAAUAACUACUAUAAACCAAAUACAUACGAGGAUAUAUUGGAAAAUUCUUAGCCUACUAUAGAAUCAAACAAAAUUUCAAUUCUCCUCCUAAUUGGAUACAUUUAUUACAGCGAACCUGCAACGUCUCUAGACCUCCCAAAAAAAAUGUUUCUUCUUGAUCUGCAAACCAGACCCCCACAGCUUUUAUUACCUCCUCGUUGGAAGAAACUUUGUUUCAGUUGAGGAAAGAGAUGAUAGUCGGACGGAGCCAAAUCUGUUGAUUAAGGGUGGUGUUCUAGUAAUUCAAACCCUAAAUCACGAAUUUUUUGCAUGGCAACAUGAGAUUUGUGUGCAGGGGCGUUGUCUUACAAAAACAAAACACCUUUGGAUAGCUUUCCGUGUCUUUUCUCAUUAAUUUUUUCCCGUAGACUGCUCAGUAAUGUCGAAUAGUAAUCUCCAGUUAUUGUUCUAUCCUUAUCCAAAAAAUCAAUCAUGAUUAUUCCAUGGCAAUCCCAAGAAACUGAAGCAAGAACUUUUCCAGCAGAUUUUUGGGCACGAAACUUCUUAGGCGACACUCUGGUUCUCCAGAGUGUCGCCAUUCCGUUGAUUGUUCCUUCCCGAUCGGUCAGCAUCUUCAAUGGAAAAUUUACCUCUUUUGAAGCUUGUAGUCCAAUUUUUCACGGUCGCAUGCGAAGGAAAUUGAUCACCAAGGGUAUUAAGCAUAUCUUCGUAAAUCUGCUUACUUGAUGAUGGCUCGUUACUCCAAUUUUUCGAUUCUCACAAUUUCGGUGGUGGACAUAUUUUUUGUUUUAAUUUAUUGCGUAACUCUGGUCUACUUUUUUGACGUCAAACUUUUCGCAAUAUUUUGUUUAUGCAUGGAACUGGUCUAGGCUAACUAGAUAUCGAUACAUCCUCGUAUUAUAUUUUUGUCACUAAAGAUAAGA
Diorhabda carinulata is the source of this 4136-nucleotide messenger RNA. RefSeq names its product doublesex- and mab-3-related transcription factor A2-like. The coding region runs from base 72 to 1232 and encodes 386 amino acids. Gene Ontology annotation, cellular component: nucleus. Lineage: Eukaryota; Metazoa; Arthropoda; Insecta; Coleoptera; Chrysomelidae. The transcript is spliced from 3 exons. Gene Ontology annotation, molecular function: DNA-binding transcription factor activity, RNA polymerase II-specific; RNA polymerase II cis-regulatory region sequence-specific DNA binding; protein binding. The record is from RefSeq and is a predicted model, not a curated record. Gene Ontology annotation, biological process: sex differentiation; regulation of transcription by RNA polymerase II.